CUAGAAGCAGUAGGCGGUGCAAGGGCUUUAGUUAGUAGUAUGAUGGAGCGUCAACAGUGCAAAGACCCACCCAUCACUCUCGUUCGAAUAAUAGCGUCUGAUUCUUCUCUUUAUAGUUAUCGUUUUCCCUUCUUGUGGGCCAUUUCUUUAUGCGCAAAGAUAUUGGGCAAGUUCGAAAUGGCACAGAAUAGGAAGGAACGAAGUGACUCCGAUUAG
Molecule: messenger RNA, 216 nt
Organism: Dentiscutata erythropus
Lineage: Eukaryota; Fungi; Glomeromycota; Glomeromycetes; Diversisporales; Gigasporaceae
Source: the annotation of a GenBank genome assembly